Molecule: messenger RNA, 1609 nt
Organism: Aphidius gifuensis
Lineage: Eukaryota; Metazoa; Arthropoda; Insecta; Hymenoptera; Braconidae
Exons: 6
Coding region: 244-1131 (295 amino acids)
Source: RefSeq, a predicted model, not a curated record
AUCACAAUAUUAAUGUCUUUAUUUGUAAUACCUAUUUUAUUAAAUUUUUUCAAGUCUUUCAACAUUAUGUUUUGAACAAUGAACAGUACCAAAUAACUUUAUGAAAAUUAAAAAUUAUAACUAAAUUUGAAAAUCAUAACUAAAUUCAUUUAUUACAAUAUAUAUAUAAAAAAAAAAAAAAAUAUCUAAAAGACUGUAAAUAAAAACAUCAUAAUAAAAGCAGCUUAUUAAAUAUUAUAAAUCAUGAAAAAUAUUUUUGUUGGUAUUUUUUUUAUUUUUAUAACAGAUCAUACACAAGCUCUUGACGUAGUUUCUCUAAAAAUUGGUGUUCAAUAUUUUGAGUAUGGAUAUAUACCAACUAAAUUUUUAGAUAAACCAUUGUAUUCAUGUGUCCAGGCUAAUUUAGCAGAUGGUGAAUCUCUUUGGUACUGGAUUGAUUAUGCAAAGCACUCUGUGCUAAAUCUAAAAUAUGAAACAUGGAAAUUGUUAUGGACGAAAACACACCUCGAUAGUGAUGUUGUUGACUCAUGUUUUUCUCUUCCAGAACCACAGCAACGAUUUACAAUGUACUUGAAUGCAACAACAAAUUUAACCGCCGAUUUAAAUAAACAUAGAGCUUUCGAUGUAAUUCCUGGAAUAUAUAUUGGAGAUUUAAGAGACUUUCACGUAAGUAAGAACAAAGAAAAAAUUUGGCCUGAUUCAAAUCGAGUGCCAGGAUAUCUUCAGAGUGAUUAUCGAUGCACCGACGUGUAUAAAAUUGCUGAAAAUGAUAUAGUUACGAUUCGUUAUAACAUAGAUCAUAUGCCUGAUUAUAUUCACAAACUCACAGUACAAGAAGAUACCCACCUAUAUCCACUUUCUAAUUGGGAACCAUUUAGUCCAGAAUAUAUCAUUAAUGAAGAAUUAACUACAGAUGGACCAUCAGUUGCCACAUUUAAAGCUUGGAAAGAUUUAAAAAUACGAAUUUUUUAUUAUACUUUUGUUAAGAAUCAUAUUUAUGAACCUGUAACGUUUAAUUUUCAAUUCACAGUUAGUACCCACUAUAUUGAUACUGGAUUAACAAGUCCUGAAACUAUUAUUGAACCAGUUGUAGAUCGUUUGACAACAUCAAUUCUUUGUCCACGUCAAUAAAUCAAAUAUUAUUUUAUCAGUGUCGAAUAUUAAAUAACGAUUAUACCUAAAAAUAUUAAUUUAAACAUUUAUUUUUGUCUGAAUAAAACCAACGGUUGGUCUUUAAAUUUAUUUUUAAUUUCAAUAUUCAUUGAUAUGUUCCAAUAAAUAUGAAUAAGUUUAUCAAUUGAGAAAAAAAUGAUUCAAAACAAAAAUACCAAUGGAGACAUUUAUUACUCAAUACAAUAUAAUUUUUUAAGUGAAAUUAUUAAUUUAAAUGAUAUGUGGUUUUGUAAAAAAUUAUAAAAAUUAUUCCAAUUAGACAAAGAAAAAAAGAAGGAUAUUUUACUUUAAAACAUAAUAUUUAAUUGCCACCUCCAACAGCAUGAAGAAUCUUGCAAAGAACACUGCCUUCACCUUUUUCUAAUUUUCUAAAUGUAUUGCUAGCAAGCACUUCUUGCAGAUGAGAUUUAAUAAAAAUUAAUGCUCGAUGUUUUAA